Messenger RNA from Symsagittifera roscoffensis, 1738 nucleotides. RefSeq names its product biotin--protein ligase-like. Gene Ontology annotation, molecular function: biotin--[biotin carboxyl-carrier protein] ligase activity. The record is from RefSeq and is a predicted model, not a curated record. Gene Ontology annotation, cellular component: cytoplasm. Bases 31 to 1581 code for a protein of 516 amino acids. The transcript has 2 exons. Gene Ontology annotation, biological process: protein modification process. Lineage: Eukaryota; Metazoa; Xenacoelomorpha; Acoela; Convolutidae.
UGCACAUCUGUUACUAACAUACUUCUUGAUAUGAAACGUUCCUUAGUUUUGCUUCCCAAACGAAACUUGAAGUUAGUAGAAAAACUAUCAUCAAAAACUAUCAAGAAAAUGGACAUCAUCGUUGUCACCGACCAAGAUUUUGGUUAUAACCGCGACGUUCAAAAAAAAGUACAGCAGAUUGUGUCAUCAAUAGAUCAUAGUAAGUAUACUGUCCAUCACUUGUCAGAAAAUGAAUUACUAAAACAGCCAUGGCAGAAAAACUCAAAAUUAGUCGUGUUGACAUGUGCAAGCAUGCCAAAAAGUGCUGAAUCAGUUUUAAUGGACUUCAAAAGCAGAGGUGGCGAAGUCUUAAACAUCUAUAAAGACGCGGUUUUCAGUCGAACAACCCCAAGAGAACAACCGAAUGAGACACAGUUUAGCCACAGCUUUCUGGAAGCUUUUGAGAAUCUUGGUUUGUUGCCAAAUUGUCAAGUCUCGUGUCCAAAACACACCAACGGAGUUUUAAUGGGAACUCUUGAUACUAAUUUUGAUACCAUUCCAGCUGUGCUGAAAGCUAACAAUAAUUUUCAAAUCACUCUUAGAAACGAACAAGACAUUAAAGAGUCUUCAAGUGAGCAUUUGGUUUAUCAAAAUGCUACGAAGUGCUCUGAGUUCGACUACAACACAUUUUGCGAUAAAUUUUCCUUCUUCUCUUCUUUAUUAUCUGCAGAGAAUCAAGCUAAUAAAUUGAUCCCACUAGUAAUGCAUACAAAAGUACUAGAUUCGACCAUGAAUGUCACGCGUGCUUUUUGUCAUGGGGACUUGCACAAUGUUAUCUGUGUCGCAGAUGUGCAGUUACAAGGCAAAGGUCGCAGGUCAAAUACUUGGAUCAGUAACGAAGGAUGUGCUAUGAUGUCUUUCUCGCUAGGCCUUACAAGUGCAACUGACUCUGGAAAGAACAAACUGCUCACUGAAUGUCCUUCUACAAUACAAAUUCUGGCUGCAAUGGCCGUGGUACAAGGUAUGCGUUCAUUGGCCCCAAAAAAUCUUCAACUACCAGUGCGCAUCAAAUGGCCAAAUGACAUAUACGUUCAACGGGCCUUUCCCAUGAAAAUUGGGGGUGUACUAGUGAACGGAGAGUUUUGUGGCAGUGAGAGAGCCAAGUUUUUGAUUGGCAUUGGGCUGAAUUUGGACAAUGAAAAACCAACUGUCUCAAUCAAUCAAACACUAGCUGAGCUGGACGCGCAGGCUGACAAAAUAGGACGAGAGCAGCUAUUGGCUUCCAUCUACGCACAUUUCCUAAGUUUAGUCAACUACGCAGAGAGAUAUGGCUUCGACUCAAACAUGAUAUCACAAUACUGCUCCCUGUGGAUUCACUCGGAGCAGAAGAUUCACUUCUUCGAAAGAGACCAAUCGGAUGUGUGUACCGCCGAGGAACACUUAGUGAAGAGAGAGGGAGUGAUCAAAACAGUAGAUUCUCAAGGCUUCCUUAUUGUAGAGACUGAUACGACUAGCAAAGAGCUAAUCAGUCUGCACCCCGAUGGAAACAGUUUCGACCUCACCCAGAAUCUGGUCUAUCCUGUAGCUCGAAAGUUCAAAUAGACGAAUGAUAUGAUUGAGAUAAUUUUAUUUUCAUAUAUGUGGAAACCUUGUUUUCACAUUUAAUUAGCUUAUAACUCAUUAACUUUUGUUUCUGUUUUGACUGACUUUGGAUGGGGGAAGUGUUUUUUUACUUUCAAGAGUUGGUAAUAUUGAGAAU